Molecule: messenger RNA, 1653 nt
Organism: Nasonia vitripennis (jewel wasp)
Lineage: Eukaryota; Metazoa; Arthropoda; Insecta; Hymenoptera; Pteromalidae
Exons: 6
Coding region: 886-1611 (241 amino acids)
Source: RefSeq, a predicted model, not a curated record
GAAAUGUUCGACUAAAUUUUGUCAUCGAACUGCCAAAAUGAUUGUACUUCCAGAUGGUUCAUACGAGUGGAAGUCAAUUAUAAUCAUGACACUUAUUGUUACACACGCAAAAAGGAAUUAGAAUGUGCUAAAUUUCGCGAUGCGAUCCAGGAUUCGCUUUCUCGUCACUACGACAAGCUAAAAGACGUUUAUAACACUUAUGCUACUCUUUAUCCGAAAGCGGCUGAGUAAAUACCUUAUGCUACGUUGUUACCGAGCAUGAAAUUAUGGCGAAUAGCCACAUAUUCAAAAAAUCCAAAAACUAUGCCAGAAUUUGGAGAUCAAAUUCAGGCAAUGGAGAACAAAAAGAUUUUUGAAGGUGUCAAAGCCAAUCUGAAGUCUCGUGAAAUCAGAGAUGAAGAUGGAUACGUACAUAUGAUGUUUUAGGAUAAAAAAUUAAUCGAUGAAUAUUUUCAAGAUGUGGAAUAACUGCUCGGUAAUGCGACAUAUUAUACUUCACCCAAGAUGGAAGAAGAAAACAACCUUCAAUUAUUUUCUAUAAUGGGUAUAAAAUAUGGCCACAUAAGUAGUUUUUAAUAUAUCGAUUUUUUUUAUAUAAAUAAAUCUGAAGGAGUCAGAUAUAUUCACACUUUUGUUGUUUUUCUACAAAUGAUAACACUAAGUUUUCUGUGGGAGAAAGAAAUCAUGAUAAUAAUUAUGAUUUUAAAUGAGUGGUGCGUUGAUUUGCUUCUUUUGUAUUCUAUCAGGCUAUGACGUUUAUGUAUUGUAUAAUGACGAGAAAAACACAGAAAGCAUAUGAGGCUGUACUGAGUCAUUUCAAAACGAUAAUACAAAACGAGAAAAUAAAAAUUGUUAUGACAGACUGAAAGAGCUCUGAGAAAUGAAAUGGAAAAAGCUUUUCUCAAUGCACGUUGUGUAGGAUGCAACGUCCACUUUGACAGGGCAAUUUAUAGCCAGAUCAAAGCAUCGAAGUUGGUUGAUUAUUUGAAAAGUAACCCGGAAGCUAAAAAUUUUAUUAAAAAAUUCACGGUACUUGCGUUUUUGCCAGCUGAACAAAUAAGAGAGGCAACACUGUGCAAUAGAACGGACAAAAGAAUUCUUCAAAACUUAAAGGAUUUUUUAAAGUACGUCCAGAACUUUUGGUUGAAUUGCGUAAAGCUUGAAAAUUUUAGUAUUUUUGUCUUAUUGGUUCGCACUAAUAAUGCAAUAGAAGCUUCACAUAGUCAACUGAGGCAUAAAAUUGGGAAGCAUCCACAAGUAUGGGAUUUUGUUUUGUGGAAGAAAUAUUUAAUGAAUGAAAUAACGGCACAAGAAGUGUUAGAUAUGAUGGCGUCGUUAAAAGGGCACUUAUGCGAAAGAAUCAAACGAAUUAAAGAAGUGAAUGUAGAUGAUUUUCAUUCUAGUCAAAUGGAAUUUAACGCUUUAAAUCCAGAUUUCGAUGAACGUGUACUACAUAUGCUGACGCAAGCAGGAGCACUAGCUUUACCAAGGGAUAAUUUAGAGAAUCCAAACCAUGCAGUGAUUGAUGUAUUAAUCGAUGCCCCUGCUGAUGCCGAUGAAGAAGCAUUAUCAGUGCGUCAAAUUAAACAGAAUUGUAGCUUACGUAGAUAAAUGAUGAUUGUAAUAAUAUAAAUUAUAAAAUUCACAGAUGUA